AUGGUGGAGGGCGAGGUUGAGAGACACAGAAAAGAGAAAAUUAAUGCAGGAAUUAACCGUAUUGGUAAUCUUCUGCCAUGUUCCCAGGCUCUUAAACAGAGUAAGAACAUGAUACUCGACCAAGCUUUUCGCUACAUCACUGAACUGCAAAAGCAAAACGACACAAUGCUUCUAGAGGGAGGAGAUAAAGUUCAAGCGGAGGAGAUACGUCGGCUUCGGCGUCAGUUGGAGGAACUGAGAAAGGAGAGUGGUCACUACAUUGAGCUCCUGAAAGCUCAUGAUAUAAACCUUCAUGAGGACCCAACUAGCCACUGGAAGGGCAAGCAGCGCAAUGCCAAAGUGGCAAAGGUGACUCCCACUCAUCAGCUUCCAAAAGGGAUUGUUGUUUAUUCCAACGGCAGCGCGAUGUGCCCUGCAGGGAAGCAGCCCAGUCCAGGGAAGCAGCCCUCUGAAACAAUAAUUCUUCAGUCAACAUCUGAGGCCAGAUUAAGAGUCAAUGGAGCUGUGCUGCAAGUUAAUGCGUCUUCCUCCACCCCUGCGCUUCUCCCCGUGUCAGCAGCUUUGCCCACUCAGUCUACGACUGGUCUGAGAAUGAUAGAGCAGCGUGUAGUUGAGACACCGGCUGCAGCCCCCUCUCUGCCACCCUCUGUGUCUUACAUCACCCUCCAGAUCCCUGCUGCCACCACAACCCUGGCACAGCCAACAGAGCCCGCUGCCCUUCAUACCCUCACUGUGGCAGCUACUACUCCAACUGAGAGCUCUGCUGUGACGGUGUCCACACAGCCCACAUUUACCCAAACUGUAACCAGAGCAAUGACUUCAGACGUUUGCUCUUGGGUUUCACCAGAUAAUGCCAUCAGGACAGUAAGUUACACUUCUAUCCCAAGCAGCCAAACUCUUCUUCGGGCCGGGGCUGCAGGCAGCACGCAGACUACUUGGACAACAUUGCAGAUGGCUGGGAACACGGUGCAGCCAGUAUGCCAAAGCCUCCCCUCUCAAGAGGCCAGCAGUGCCACCCAGGCUGUCCAGCAGGUUACUGUGUGUCCAGGGAGCAGCAAACCGUCUGUUCAUCCUAUUCAAAUACAGAUGCAACCAAAUGUGCCUUUACAACAGGCAACCAUUACAGGUCCCAUUCAAGGACAGCCCAUUCAAAACCCAUCCCAGCUUCGGCCAGCAGUUCUAAACCCGGUGCAGCCUCAGGCUAUUCUGGCCGCACAGCCGCGGUGUGCCGUUCUUCCCCAGUCAGCCAUAGUCCCCCAGCCAGCUGUUGUGGCCCACCCUGCGGUUGUUUCACAGGCCCAGCCUACUGUACUUCAACCAGCAUCAUUGGUUCCCCACCCUCCACCAGCCCUUAUCCCACAGCCACAGCCCCUCCCUCAGCCCACCCUGGUGCCCCAGGCACAAGCCACUGUGCUGCCCCUCCUUCAGACCAUGCAGGUACUUCAAGUUAACCCAGCUGCAGCAACAGCAUCAGGUGCGACAGCAUCCCAGAACACAAACAAUCCGAGUGUCGUUAUUCUGCAGCAGACCAGUGCCUGCCCAGCUCCGCCAGUUGUGAGAGAAGAAGUGACUAAUCAGACACCAUGUCAGCAUAUUGUAAUUAUCCAAGCACCAAAUCAGGCUGCGUCUGCUUCUCAGAAUCCUCAAGUGGGUAUGGUUCCUGCUCCGAUACCUGCCGUGUCCACACAGACACCUGCAACCAGUAGCACAAUGUCUGUCACUCCCUUACAUAGCGUUGGGGGAAAGCAGCUUGUGCAUAUCCUUCCUCGUCCUGUUCCGCCUCAAGUGAACCAUACUGUGCAGGUAACCCAGGCAUCCUCUUCUGCACUAGUUCCCACAACUCCCAAAACGAUCACUGUGAAUGGUCAGGUGUUUGCCCUGCAGCCCCUGAAGCCCUCUGACAAAUCCACCUGCCAGGGUGGCCAGAGUACUCUCCAACUGGUCCAGCCCAACACCACGGAAGAACCAACUACUAAUGUGGCACUCAACAGCUUGGGGGCCCUUAGUAGCCUUAAUCAGAGCAUCUCACAGGGGCUCCCCCUUAAUAUUUCAAGUCAGAACAGUUGUAUGCCUCCACCGGCUCCACUAUCACUACUCCAACAAAAUCAACAACCCCCUCCUGCUCCAGCACCCACUGCUGUUGCUACGCUUGUUCAACCUCCCCAACAGCCACAGGUCCCUUGUGUGAACCCAGUCAAAUCAGGGCCUGCUGUUAAUGCUUCAAAGCCUUGUGGAAAUAGACUUCGCACAGCUUUAAUUACAAAGAGAGUAGUACCUAAGAGGACUAAAUCUGCCAAGAAGAAAGAGCUCAUUCCGGUUCAAACUGCGGUUGCUUCUUCAAAUGCAGUGGCUUCUGGAGGGGUGAGCCAGAAAGUUCAGGUUGCAGUUUCUCAAGUUGUACAGUCUUCAACUGUCAAAGUCACAGAUAUUAACCCUACGUGCACCACGGCUGCCACAACUGCACAAAGUGUUGCAGCUCCAGACAGAGUUACUGCUAGCGCAUCCUGUAUUCCAGCUGUCUUAGGCAAGACACAUCAAGAAGGUUCUAAAAGUUCUACUACUGCAUCUCAGACUGAUUCAGUAGUCAGCCUUACCACCACAAGUAGUAUCGCAGCCACAUUUCCAACCGUCAGUGUAACAUCAGUAAAGCCAUCCAUCAGUUUGUCUACUGUGAGUAAACCAGCUGCUGGUUCUGGCCACAGCUCAUCUGGAAGCAAAGUCUCAGCUGCCAAUGUUAAACAGUCAACAGUCAGUGGAGCAGCUGACACAAUGCAAACCAAGUCAUCUCCAACCUCCACUGUUUCUAAACAGAACAAAAUGGCAGCAGCUUCUGCAGCUGCCACCGACUCUUGCCACACAUCCGCAGCAAAUUCAACUGCAGGUUUAUCUCAAGUUUGUACCAGUAGCGUCACAGCCACCACACCAGUUUCUGUACAUCAGACCACCCGGACGGCCUCCCCAUGCCUUUCCCUUAGAUCUAAAGGACAAGAUCCACUGCCUUGUAAAAAAUCAGAGCCUCAGCCCACAUCCUCAUCCUCUGCAUCCACAGCGGUGGCUUUUUCAUCACCUGCACCAGUGUUUUCUGUUGCCCACAGCUCCGUUACAGCCUCUUCAACUAGUUCAGAGAUAAGAAAAAGACCCACUACUCCAAGAGCUCCGACACAGCAGGCUGAGAUGUCUAUGUCCAACCAGACCCCAUGCCACCCUGUGGAGGUGAAACCACACCAGGCCCCUAGAAUGAACAGGGAUGCUCAGGAGGAGAGGCAUUCCUCAGCUUCACAGAAAGAGAGAUUAGUGGCAGCCAAUGAUCCCUCGAGAAAGGAGUUUGCACUUUCCCAGCAGGUUUACACAAACCUAGACGAUCAAGAUAUGGAGCACCCUCUGAGUUCUGGCAGACAGACAGAUUCUCCCUCCUCUGCAGGACCUGGAAGUGGCAGAGGAUUCUCUGUGGCAUCAAUGCUCCCCCAGGGCCAAAGUAUCGGUGCACCAGCCAGCUCUUUUGGAACAUUUACAUUUACAUCUGAGCAGGCAGAGAUGCUUGCCCUGGCCAUGCUUGAACAGGACAGCCCUGGGAGAAGAGGUGGAGGCUGUUCCGGGGAUAGUGCCUCUUCAUCUAACUCCACCACAGCUACAUGGGAGCCCCCCAAAACCCCAACAGUCUCCUCUAAUAAAGAGAGGGGCCUAGCUGGCCAGCAGGCUAAAGUGACUAAACCCAUGGAUCCAGGAACUGUUAAACCUGUUGUUGAGAUGUCAGUCAGAGGACAAAUUAGGGAGGGGCCAGUCAGCAGUACAAAUGUAAGUAGACAUCCACAAAUUAUUACAUACUCACAGUCUCAGCCGGUCCCCCAGGCCCAGUCUCAGAGCUCAUCCCAGAGUGGGACCGUGACUUGCCUUAGUGUCAACAAUCUGAUACGGUCAAGCUCCAGCCACCAGCCAUAUCCUAGCUCCCCUAAUUUUGCUGGCCAACAGGGCUCCGUUCCCUCUCCUGUGGGGACCUCGGCUCAUAUUUCCCAACCUUCAAACAAUGCCCUCUCACCCUGUCCGGGUGCUGCCCAGGCAAAUGAAUAUACCCCCUUAAAGUCUUCGCUAAUGAGGGCCCAGCCGGGAGGUGGAGUGGGUGAGCGGCAAGUAAAGAUUAUUUCUAAACGGCAGGCUCAAGAAGAAGUAAUGAUAAACACAGGGAAACGUCCCAAGCCUUGCCCACAACCAACGAACAUUGUUAGCCAUAUGGAGGUAAAAGCUCCAGACCACAGUCAGAUUAUGGUGGGACAGCUGCCAUCCACCUCCUCUUCUAUCAUGGCAAGGAUUAAUUCCGAGAGUGGAAGCCCUCUCUUUUCCACAAACUCCUUCAUGAGUCCUGCAGUUCACCCCACUGAGGCCCACUGUCCUGCCCAGGGACCCCCUGAGCAGAGUCAGGUGGGCGUGCUUCAUCUGACCCAAGGUCAUCCACAGCAUGCAGUAAACCAGACGGGCCAGCAUCUGGGAGGGAACCUUUACAUGAAACAGCAGCAGCAGCAGGAGCAACAGAGACACCAACUGUAUCAUUUGCAACACCACCUGACACAGCCAGACCCCGCACAGCGCCACUCCCUACACCAGAGGGCGCUGCAGCAGCAGCAGCAACAGGAGCAGCAGCAUGUCCAGAAGAAGCGGGGGCUGGUGAGGGGAAGUCAGACCGGCUCACCUGCGGGCAUGCAGCCUAAGCAGCAUCACAUGGAGAAGUCUGGAGUGCAGCAGCACUCGCAUCAGCAGCAGACGCAGCAUCAGCAGCGCACGCAGCAGCAGUCCCAGCAGCACCCGCAACAGUCCCACCCACAGUCCCAGCAGCACCAACAACCAGCACAGCACCAACAGUCCCAUCCCCAGCAGCACCAACAGCAGGCGCACCAACAGCCCCCCCAGGCGCAGCAUCAGCAGCAACAGCAGCAGCAUCAGCAGCAGCAGCAGCUGCAGCAGCAGCAGCAGAGCAGCCACUCCAGGCACCAGCAGCAUCUGCAGCAGCAGAUCCAGCAGCAGCAACAGCAGCAGCAGCACUUCAGGCAUCAGGACAAGAGCUGCGAAGCCCAGGGAGCAGGAUCCAGAGCCCACCACAGCAGCCACAUGGCUCAGCAAGACCACCUCAAGUCUGGUCAGGACCAUAACGCAAUGCAGAGGAUGAUGAACUCCAGGGGUCUGGAGCAGCAGCUCAUCUCUCCCUCCAGCAAUCCAGUGUCCCGCUCGUCUGAGCUGGCCUGUGCCCCUUCUCGCCAGGAGCGGCACCGCGUGUCCAACUAUUCUGCCGAGGCGCUCAUCGGUAAAAGCUCCACCAGUGGCGAGCAGCAGCAGCGCAUGGCCCUCCACCUGCAGCCCGGCCGCGGCGCCGCUCAGGAGCAGCAGGACCUCAGAGGCUACCUGGACACAUCGCGGGGAAAGGCUAGCAUUGCACACAACCCCCAGAACCGCCUUCCCUCCGAGCAUCCGGGCUCCGAUGUUCAGCACGUCUCGGAGUGUCCACCCUUCAAGGCCAUGGGCGGGGGUGGGGGGGCACAUCAGCUCGGAGGUUUCGAGGCUCAAGUGUCUCGUGGAAGCGACAUGGCCCCUAAGCCGGUGCCUCCCUCCCAAAGGGGUCCUCAAGGGCAGCAACAGGGAGGGUUCAGGAUGAAUGUAGGUCCCUCAGUGGAUGGCAGAAACCGUGGUGGCUACAGUGGAGCUCACUCUGGCCUGCAGGGGGUGCAGGUUGGGCCGGCUCAGGACGGCUGUCACCAGAGUUUCAUGCAGAGCCUCCUCUCGCCCCACCUUCCUGAGCAGACCAGCCACCAGCGAGCCGUGCAGUGCUGUCCUCCAGUCAGCAUGGAGUACAGCUGUGUGCCUGGAAGCUCCUCGGGAGACAUUCAGGCCAAGGCCUCAAGCCCAAGCGUGCCGCAGUCUCAGAAGGCCCCAGCUAUGCGACUUGCAGAGAGCAACAAGGGCCACAUUUCUCAGGUCAACGGUAAUAUGCACCAGGGCCCAGGUGUGCGGACAGGGCUCCCCCACCCUCCACCCCCACACAGCAGCUCUGAGCCCGGCCGCACCUCGGCCCCCUCCAGACCACCCACCGCUGUCAGCCAGCACUCUCGCCAUAUUGCCCGAGACACUCAGCCCGCUAAACUGAGACCGGGUGACCGGCCUCGGUCAGGCACUCUGAGAACGACCAACCCCUUCGAGCCGGAUGGCCACCUGCCACUGCCCUCCGGGGGGGGAGUGCUGUUGAGCCGAUCGCAGUCCGGAGGAGAGGCCCGCCGCAGCACCAUUGUUCGCCUCAUGGCCGACAACGGGCAGGUUCCCGGAGACAACAACCUGGUGGCUGACCAACACCUGACCCAGAACUUUGGCUUCCCCUUUAUUUCUGAGGGGGGGAUGAAUCCUCCACCUCCCAUCAACGCAAACUCCACGUUCAUCCCUCCGGUCAGCCAGCCCAGCACCUCCAGGACACCGUCCCUCCUGCCAGUGGAGCCCCAAAACACUUUACCCUCCUUCUACCCCUCCUAUUCUCCUGCCGCUCACCCCAGCCUUCCCAGCGAUGUCACUCUGCAGUACUUCCCAAACCAAAUGUUUACAAGUCCCAGUGCAGACAAAGGCAGCGCCCCCCCGCUCAACAACCGCUUCGGCUCCAUCCUCUCACCCCCCCGCCCCGUGGGCUUUGGCCAGGCCAGUUUUCCACUGCUCCCAGACAUGCCCCCCAUGCCCAUUGCCAACUCGUCAGGAAUCACCCCUCACAUCUCCAACUUCAGCCUCACCUCUCUGUUCCCUGAAAUCGCCACCGGCAUGCCCACCGACGGCUCGGCCAUGCCAAUGUCUCCCCUGCUGUCUCUGUCCAACACCUCGUCUGCAGACUCUGGCAAACAGCCCAACCGCCCAGCCCACAACAUCAGCCACAUCCUGGGCCACGACGGAACCUCUGCCGUGUAAGGGGAGCCUGAACGCCUCGGGAAAGAAUUUAAAUUUGCAAAGAAUUGAAGUUUCUAUUUGAAAUUUCUUUCAAUGUUUAAAGAAAGUAGUGGUGAAGCACCAAUGGAAGGAGAUUUUGGUUGUUUACAAGUUUAAACAGUUUCAAUUUAAAAAGUUUUCUCUUUGGCAUGUGACGUCAGUCUGUUUUUGUUUUUUUCCAAUAUUAUUAAUUAUGGGAACAUGAAAAUGUGAACCCUAAAAGCCUCCUUUUGACAGUUUGCUAAAAACUGACUCGUCACAAAUGAAGUUUAGGUUCAGUUUGUGUUCAUUGUGUUUCUUGUCACUUAGAAACUUUCUGCACAGUUAUUUGCUAAUGUAAUUACUAACUUAUCAGGUUGUUCUGUACAGAAUAACUUUUUCCAAGAGCUAUUUUGUAAAUACCAAUGUUUCAUAUCAGAAUUGUUAGAUUAUGUAUGUAUUUGUAAAUAAGAAAUGGAUUAAUAAAGUUUAUAAUGAC
Menidia menidia (Atlantic silverside) is the source of this 7423-nucleotide messenger RNA. The record is from the annotation of a GenBank genome assembly. Lineage: Eukaryota; Metazoa; Chordata; Actinopteri; Atheriniformes; Atherinopsidae.